CUCUCUCUUUCUCUCUCUCUUCCCCUCUCUCUCAUUUCUCAUUUCUCUCUCUCCCUCUUGCUCUCUCCGGGCCUUGCUCACGGCCCGUGCGAACAAGAAGUGACGAGCCGUCUCGGACGCAGCAUGCAGGCGCGCUACUCCGUGUCCGACCCCAAUGCCCUGGGAGUGGUGCCCUACUUGAGCGAGCAGAAUUACUACAGGGCGGCAGGCAGCUACGGCGGCAUGGCCAGCCCUAUGGGUGUCUACUCGGGCCACCCGGAGCAGUACGGCGCAGGCAUGGGCCGCUCCUAUGCGCCUUACCACCACCACCAGCCUGCGGCGCCCAAAGACCUGGUAAAGCCUCCCUACAGUUACAUUGCGCUCAUAACCAUGGCGAUUCAGAACGCGCCCGAAAAGAAGAUCACUCUGAACGGCAUUUACCAGUUCAUCAUGGACCGCUUCCCCUUCUACCGGGAGAACAAGCAGGGCUGGCAAAACAGCAUCCGCCACAACCUUUCGCUCAACGAGUGCUUCGUCAAGGUGCCCCGCGACGACAAGAAACCUGGCAAGGGCAGCUACUGGACCCUGGACCCGGACUCCUACAACAUGUUCGAGAACGGCAGCUUCCUGCGGCGCCGGCGGCGCUUCAAGAAGAAGGAUGUGCCCAAGGAGAAGGAGGAGCGGGCCCACCUCAAGGAGCCGCCCCCGGCGGCGUCCAAGGGCGCCCCGUCUGGGCCCCCCCUAGCGGACGCCCCCAAGGAGGCCGAGAAGAAGGUGGUGAUCAAGAGCGAGGCGGCGUCGCCGGCGCUGCCGGUCAUCACCAAGGUGGAGACGCUGAGCCCCGAGAGCGCGCUGCAGGGCAGCCCGCGCAGCGCGGCCUCCACGCCCGCCGGCUCCCCCGACGGCUCGCUGCCUGAACACCACGCAGGCGCGCCCAACGGGCUGCCGGGCUUCAGCGUGGAGAAUAUCAUGACGCUGCGAACAUCGCCGCCGGGCGGCGAGCUGAGCCCGGCGGCUGGUCGUGCGGGCCUGGUGGUGCCGCCGCUGGCGCUGCCCUACGCCGCCGCGCCGCCCGCCGCCUAUGGGCAGCCUUGCGCGCAGGGCCUGGAGGCCGGGGCGGCCGGGGGCUACCAAUGCAGCAUGCGCGCCAUGAGCCUGUACACGGGUGCCGAGCGACCAGGGCACAUGUGCGUCGCGCCGGCGCUGGACGAGGCCCUCUCGGACCACCAGAGCGGCCCCACGUCGCCCCUGAGCGCCCUGAACCUCGCCGCGGGCCAGGAGGGCGCACUCGCCGCCGCUGGACACCACCACCAACAUCACGGUCACCACCACCCACAGGCGCCGCCACCUCCGCCGGCCCCCCAGCCCCAGCCGGCCCCGCAGCCCGGGGCCGCCGCGGCCCAGGCGGCCUCCUGGUAUCUCAACCACAGCGGGGACCUGAACCACCUCCCCGGCCACACGUUUGCGGCCCAGCAGCAGACUUUUCCAAACGUACGGGAGAUGUUCAACUCCCACCGGCUGGGGAUUGAGAACUCGACCCUUGGGGAACCCCAGGUGAGCGGCAACGCAAGCUGUCAGCUGCCCUACAGAUCCACGCCGUCCCUCUACCGCCAUGCCUCCCCCUAUUCCUACGACUGCACGAAAUACUGA
Messenger RNA from Pteronotus mesoamericanus, 1629 nucleotides. It is a transcript of the gene FOXC2, whose product is annotated as forkhead box C2. The record is from RefSeq and is a predicted model, not a curated record. Gene Ontology annotation, biological process: regulation of transcription by RNA polymerase II; cell differentiation; anatomical structure morphogenesis. The coding region runs from base 124 to 1629 and encodes 501 amino acids. NCBI's taxonomy places the organism in Eukaryota, Metazoa, Chordata, Mammalia, Chiroptera, Mormoopidae. Gene Ontology annotation, molecular function: DNA-binding transcription factor activity, RNA polymerase II-specific; RNA polymerase II cis-regulatory region sequence-specific DNA binding. The transcript has a single exon.